Hermetia illucens (black soldier fly) is the source of this 1995-nucleotide messenger RNA. RefSeq names its product RNA-binding protein 47-like. The coding region runs from base 48 to 1811 and encodes 587 amino acids. The record is from RefSeq and is a predicted model, not a curated record. Gene Ontology annotation, molecular function: mRNA binding. The transcript is spliced from 5 exons. Gene Ontology annotation, cellular component: nucleus. Lineage: Eukaryota; Metazoa; Arthropoda; Insecta; Diptera; Stratiomyidae.
AUUAGUUUUGUGCCUUUGGAUGUGAGUGGUCGUGUUUUGUUGCAACGAUGAGUUCAGGCGGAGCAUCCGGGGGAUCGUCACCGCGACCUACUAUUCCAUCUCCGCGUCCACCUCGUGUUCCAGCUGCCGAAAUUAUUCAAAUAAACGGUCGCAAAGUGCUUGGCCCACCGGCAAACUGGGAGGGACCCCCGCCAUCCAACCUAUGUGAGUUGUUCGUCAGGAAGAUUCCGCGGUAUCUAACCGAGGAUGAUAUUCUUCCCCACUUACUGCGAUUCGGCGAAAUUUACGAAUUCCGGCUAAUGAUGGAAUUCAACUACGCCAACCGCGGCUACGCCUUCGUGCGAUACGCGCAGGAAGUGGAUGCUAGGCGUGCUCUGGAGGUCCUCAAUCACUUCUAUAUCGUGCCAGGAAGGACCCUGGAAGUGCAGCGCUCGUUCGAUAAGUGCAGGCUCUUCAUAGGCAACAUCCCCAAACGCCUGAGCGAAGAAGAGCUGGAGGAAAGCUUCAAGGCCGUUUUCCCCAGUAUGUGUAAGUUGAUCACGUUGAAGAGGAUCAGCGACGGGGAAAACAAUCGAGGCUUCGCCUUUAUCGACUUCCGGAGUCAUGAGGACGCCGUGGAAGUCAAGAAACAAGUGUCACCCGGAACUAUAAAAAUGUGGGGACAGGAUCUGCGAGUGGCUUGGGCCAAUCCGGAAAGACCUGCCGAAUGGGAAGCAGUAAGCAAGACCAAAACUCUGUUCGUGCGCAACGUGGGGUUGGACAUUACACCGAAAAUGUUCUAUGAAAUAUUAACGCCAAUCGUGAAGCGAACUGACAUUAUGAAGGUCUCACGCGUUCGAGAAUUUGCUUUCAUAGAUUUCGUUACAAGGACGGCUGCAGAGCACGCCUUAGAACGGCUGCAAGGGACCAAAAUGCAAGGAUAUACCCUACAUUUCGAAUGGGCGUUCCCGCCGAGCAUGAGUUCUGAAAACAAACUCCAAAGCUGCGAUUUUGAUGCCGUUCUCCGUUUGAAAUGCAUUGCGAAUUACUGGGAAGUCCCCGUGAUAAUAUUUGGCCGGAUUUUCGAGGUGGAGCAGUUGCAGUAUGCUGCGAUAAUAGUCCGAACCGUCAGCCAGGUGCGCGCCUUCUUUUUCGAGGUUCACAUCAACCCGUCAACCGACAUCCAAUCGCGAAUGUGUGAGGUCGCGGCGUUGCUAAUAGACCGGUUUGGCGGGUUACCCCCCUACAACUUUGUGAUCGUUAUCAAGGACUCCAAGGCGUUAAUAGUGGGCAUGUUUGGCGACUUCGCGAACCGCACCUUUAUUAAGGCGGAACCCAUUGAAAGGAACAUGUUCGUCUACUGCGAGGAGCUAUUGGAUUUGUGCCAGGCAGUUUUUGUGUUGUCCUUAAUGACCCAAGAAGAACUAUAUUCGAGCUACCAACGGGCUUUAACUACGCCUCACGGCGUCUUGGCGAGCGCUCCUUUUUUCAACGGCCGAAUGUUCGCCUGCUUGAACGCCAACUAUCGCCACAGACCUCCACUCAAAUAUAACAUCGACAAUCGGCAAAUCAUCCUAGUAUUGUGUUCCCUGUACACUGGCUCCAACUUCGUAUUCCCGAACAUUCAGCCAAUCGUAUGGAACUUGAAAGAUUCAGGCAAUGCGAAAAUAGGCAUCGCGAACGUACCUUUUUCAAUCCUGAAUUUGGUUCCCAACCGCUAUGCGUCUGUGGGGGAGCGAAACUGUGUCAGCGUCGUACGACAUGGAAAGAUCUACGACUGGGUUAUCUGCAGCGCAGCCGCCCAGAAGUUGGAGGGUCCCUGCAUAGAAUGAACUGUUUUUGUUUUACGUUGUUGGCUCGACCGAAAUGAAGUAACGCUAUCGAGCUCAGGUUAAGUUUCUGCUGGAAAAUUUUAUUUUAUUGCUUUCAAUCCUGUGGAUUUGUCAUGAAGUUAUGCUGACGCGCAAGGAAUCCUUCAGAUUUGUCAUGAAAUUAUGUUAUCUCGCAUGAAAUCUU